Messenger RNA from Episyrphus balteatus (marmalade hoverfly), 708 nucleotides. Its product is annotated as calcineurin subunit B type 1. The record is from RefSeq and is a predicted model, not a curated record. Bases 92 to 661 code for a protein of 189 amino acids. Gene Ontology annotation, molecular function: calcium ion binding. NCBI's taxonomy places the organism in Eukaryota, Metazoa, Arthropoda, Insecta, Diptera, Syrphidae. The transcript has 3 exons.
GAAAUCAAUAACGUUAGUAGAAAAAAAUUAUACGAAGUAGUUGUCAAAGAAAAUAUUUUGAAAAAUCGAAAUUCCCGAAAAGUUAUUUGAAAUGUUCAGCAGAACCUCCAGUUUUCUUCCAGUUCCUAAGGAAGAUUUUAACACUAUUAAGGAUUCUACCAAAUUCACUCGUGGUGAAAUUGAAUACCUUUACACUCGUUUUCGAACCCUGGGAGAACCAAAAGGACGAGUUAGCUUCCUUCUAAAAAGAGACUUUGAUUUUCCGUCACAUGCACUCCAUUCUCUUAUUUUAUCCGAAAUGUUUGGUAGCAAGAAUCAAAUAAAUUUUGUUGAAUUUGCAAAAUUCUUAUACAUUUUUCGAGCGUUCGAUUCGAAAACAUCGAAGGAAGAACAAACUGCAAUACAAACUAAAAAGUUAAAAUUACUUUUUUCUAUGUACGACGUUAACAAAGAUGGCAGCAUUUCGAAGCAAGACUUAUUGGAUAUUGUGCAUAGGCUUUAUUCAAAUUAUACAAACAUACAGACAAUGGUUAGAAUAGUGCAUAUUGUGAUGAAAGAAAUGGACAACUCAAAUACGAAUCAAAUUUUGUUUAAUGAUUUUUGUAAGGCGCUGGAAGUUUUUGAUAUGGACAAUUUGGUAGUUAAAUUUCCAACUUUGUAACAAUACCCGUGAAGUCUUAAUUUUUGAAAAUACAAUAUUAAACUGUA